Molecule: messenger RNA, 4318 nt
Organism: Antrostomus carolinensis (chuck-will's-widow)
Lineage: Eukaryota; Metazoa; Chordata; Aves; Caprimulgiformes; Caprimulgidae
Gene: PTPRB
Product: protein tyrosine phosphatase receptor type B
Exons: 23
Biological process (GO): angiogenesis; peptidyl-tyrosine dephosphorylation involved in inactivation of protein kinase activity
Cellular component (GO): signaling receptor complex
Molecular function (GO): cadherin binding; protein tyrosine phosphatase activity
Source: RefSeq, a predicted model, not a curated record
CUCCAGAGCCUGUUCUCCAGCUCCGUGUGAAGCAUGCUAAUGAAUCUUCACUUAGUGUCAUGUGGAUGACCCCUGUUGCAGAAUGGGACAGCUAUGUGGUUUCACUGGGAGACAGGGAUCUUACUGUGAUAAAAAAAGGGCUUGCAAAAGAAGCUAAGGAAUUCACUUUCACUGACUUGGUACCUGGAAGAAAAUAUACAGCCACCAUCACUACCAUUAGUGGGAUUUUAAGCAACUGGACUUCAGUGGAAGGAAGAACAGUGCCACCCCAAGUGACUGGUCUGACUGUGACAAGUCAGGGAUCAACCAACAGCUUGUUCACCAACUGGACAAGAGCGCUGGGAGAUGUAGAUUCAUACCAAGUGCUACUGAUUCAUGAGAAUGUUGUCAUUAAAAAUGAGACUGUUCCCAGUGAAACCAACAGAUAUCACUUUUAUUCCCUGAAACCUGGAGGACUUUACUCAGUUGUUGUCACCACUGUCAGUGGGGGGAUAUCUUCAAGGCAAAUGAUCGCAGAGGGAAGGACAGUUCCUUCCAGCGUGACUGGAGUAACAGUAAAUAACUCAGGUCGCAGUGACUACCUCAGUGUUUCUUGGCUGCCAGCUUCUGGAGAUGUGGACAGUUAUUUGGUAACGCUGUCUCACGAUGACCAGAUUAUUCAGACUCUCACCAUUUCCAAAUCCUUCAGUGAAUGCUCCUUCAGCAGCCUUACUCCUGGGACACUUUACAAUGUGAUGAUAACUACAAAGAGUGGGAAGUAUGAAAAUUAUUCCUUCAGCCAGGAACGAACAGUCCCUUCAAGUGUUCAGGGGCUUACUGUCAGCAAUUCAGCCAGAAGUGACUACUUGAAGGUGUCCUGGUUACACGCCUCUGGAUAUUUUGAUAAUUAUGAAGUGGUCAUCAAGAAUAACAAUGAUUUCAUCCAAACAAAAAGUGUCCCAAAGGACAAAAAUGAAUGUGUGUUCACUAAUCUGGUCCCAGGGAGGCAGUACAGUGUCACAGUCAGCACAAGGAGUGGGAAAUAUGAAACUAGUGAAAGGGUCUAUGGCAGAACAAUGCCAGAGUCAGUGAAAGAACUGACUCUCAGUAACAGGAGCACAGAAGAUCUACAGGUAACUUGGUCAAAGGCUGAAGGGGAUGUUGAUAAAUAUGAAAUUCAGCUCCUCUUCAAUGAUAUGAAGAUCUUCCCACCCAUUUUCCUUGGGAACACCAUUGAGGAGUAUUGGUUCACAGCUUUGACUCCAGGACGUCUGUACAAAAUUCUUGUCCUGACCAUCAGUGGAGAUGCACAGCGUGCUACCUUCAUAGAAGGCCUGACAGUUCCAAGUGUGGUCAGAAACAUUAAUGUGUCACCUGACGGCAUGACAAAUAGCCUGAAAGUGAGCUGGACUCCUGGAAGUGGAGAUGUUGAUUCCUACACAGUGACUAUAUUUCAGCAGAACCAUCAGCUUGAUUCCCAGAGUGUCUCCAAACAUGUCUCUGAGCACACGUUUCACAAGCUGGAAGCUGGGGAGCAGUACCGGGUGGUGGUGCAAUCUAACAGUGGGACUUUGCACAACAGCUUAGCAGCUUUUGGGAGAACAAUUCCAGCCUCUGUCCAGGAUUUAUUAGCCCAUCAUGCUUACAGCAGUCAUUCCUUGUUAGUAACCUGGCAGAAAGCUCCUGGUGUAGCUGAAAGAUAUGACAUUCUGCUCUUGAACGAGCAAGGAAACCUCCUGAGCAAUAAAUCGGAGCCAGCUACUGCCAAACAGCACAAAUUUGAAGAUUUAUUAGCCGGCAAGAAGUAUAAAAUACAAGUUUUGACAGUCAGUGGUGGGCUCUUCAGUAAACGAGCAGAAACUGUUGGCCGAACAGUUCCAGCAGCUGUCACAAAUCUGAAGGUCACAGAGAACACCACUGACCGACUGUCCUUCAGCUGGACCACCUCACAAGGGGAGCUUGAUUCAUAUGACAUCUUCCUAUACAACCCAGACAAGUCCCUUCAUGACAGGAUUUCAGGAGAGCAACACCUCCAGAAGUGUUCAUUCCAGAACCUGCGGCAAGGCAGGAUGUAUCGAAUGGUGAUUGUUACCCACAGCGGAGACCUCACUAAUGAGUCAUCUGUCUUUGGAAGAACAGUACCAGCUCCAGUUGUUGGUCUCAGGGCGUCCAACCGAAACAUGACAGACAGUCUGUGGUUCACCUGGGAUCCAGCAGCAGGAGAUGUUGACUUCUAUGAGCUGAAUCUUUACAACCCAAAUGGGACACAGAAAAAAACAUGGCACAGAAAAGACCUGAAAGAGUGGCAUUUCCAGGGGCUCAUUCCUGGCAGAAAGUACACUCUGGUUGUGGUGACUCACAGUGGUGACCUGACCAACACAGCAAAUACUGAAGGAAGAACAGCACCCAGCCCUCCCAAUACUGUAUCGUUUACUGAUGUUGCAAACACUUCUUUAUCAAUCACUUGGCUGGGUCCUCCAGACUGGACAGACUAUGACGAUUUUGAGUUGCAAUGGCUUCCAAAGGAUCCCCUCACAGUAUUCAAUCCCUACAGCAGCAGCAAAUCAAAAGUACGCAUCAUCUAUGGGCUGCGACCAGGAAGGCUCUAUGAGUUCAGUGUCAGAACUGUCAGUGGCGACAGCUGGAAGACGUACAGUCAGUCACAGUCUGCAAGUGUGAGAACGAAACCGGACAAGAUACAAAGUCUUCAUUGUCGGCCCCAGACCUCUACUGCCAUUGCCUGUUCCUGGACUCCUCCCGAUUCUGACUUUGAUGGGUAUAGUAUUGAAUGCAAAAAACUGGACAAUCGUGAAGUGGAAUUUUCCAAAAGGAUAGAAAAAGACAAAUCUCUGCUUAAUAUCAUGACCCUCGUUCCCCACAAGCGAUACCUGGUGUCCAUCAAGGUGCAUUCUGCAGACAUGACAAGUGAAGUAGUUGAAGACAGCACCAUCACAAUGAUUGACCGUCCCCCUCAGCCACCUCCAGACAUACGAGUGAAUAAAAAAGAGGUGCUGAUUACCAAAUCCUCCAUCAACUUUACUUUUAACUGCAGCUGGUUUAGUGAUACUAAUGGAGCUGUGAAAUACUUUACUGUGGUUGUGAGAGAGGCUGAUGGUAGUGAAGGACCAAAGCCUGAUGAGCAGCACCCAUUACCUUCCUACCUGGAGUACAAACACAACAACUCUAUACGCAUCUACCAGACAAAUUAUUUUGCCAGUAGAUGUGCUGAAAACCCUGACAGUGACUAUAAAAGCUUUGACAUUAAGCUUGGAGGAGAAAUGGAAAAUCUGGGAGGAAGGUGUGAACCAGAUCAGCAAAAAUUCUGCGAUGGACCUCUAAAGCCUCGGACUGCUUAUAGGAUCAGCAUACGGGCUUUUACCCAGCUCUUCAGUGAAGACCCGAAGGAACUCCCUAAACCACUCUUUGCAGACACCUUCUUCUCUUUACCAAUCACUACAGAGGCAGAGCCUCUGUUUGGAGUUAUUGAAGGUGUGAGUGCUGGCUUGUUUCUCAUUGUGAUGUUAGUGGCUGUUACUGCUUUAUUUGUCUGCAGACAAAAAGUUGGCAAUGGCCACGAGAGAACUACAGCAAGGCUGAGCAUUCGCAGGGACAGGCCACUGUCAGUCCAUCUGAACUUGGGGCAAAAAGGGAACCGGAAAACUUCCAGUCCGAUCAAGGUCAGUCAUUUUGAAGCGCACUUCACCAAACUUCAAGCAGACUCCAACUACCUCCUGUCCAAGGAGUAUGAGGACCUGAAAGAUGUGGGUCGAAACCAGACAUGUGACAUAGCGCUUCUGCCAGAGAACAGAGGGAAAAACCGAUACAAUAAUAUAUUGCCCUAUGAUACAUCAAGAGUGAAGCUUUCCAAUGUGGAUGAUGAUCCUUGCUCAGACUACAUUAAUGCAAGCUACAUCCCAGGCAAUAAUUUCCGCAGGGAAUACAUAGCGACUCAGGGCCCUUUGCCUGGCACGAAAGAUGAGUUCUGGAAGAUGGCAUGGGAGCAAAAUGUUCACAAUAUUGUCAUGGUAACCCAGUGUGUUGAGAAGGGCCGGGUGAAGUGUGAUCACUACUGGCCUCUUGACCGGGAUUCCUUGUACUAUGGAGACCUGAUUGUUGAGAUGCUGUCUGAAUCGGUGCUCCCAGAAUGGACAAUACGAGAGUUUAAAAUCUGCAGUGAAGAGCAGCUUGACUCAACGAGGCUUAUUCGUCACUUCCACUACACUGUCUGGCCAGAUCAUGGUGUGCCAGAGACCACCCAGUCCCUGAUCCAGUUUGUCAGAACUGUAAGGGAUUAUAUCAACAGGACCCCAGACACAGGACCAACUAUCGUGCACUGCAG